GUUUCUUCCUGUUAGAAACCAGUUUUUUUAACGUCCCAUUUUAUUGUUUAAAGAAGGAAAACUUUAGAGAGCACCCUGUUGCUUGCCUUUGUGCUCAUACACUGAACGCACAUAACGAAGGAGUGAAGUCCAGAUGAAUUUGUUUAACUGUUUUUUUUUUUUCGUCGGCUGACGGGAGGUGGAGCUUCUGGCAAAGUAUUCUCUUUCAAAACUUUUUCCACCUCCCCGCUGAAGUUCGCAGCACACUUCAUCUUCACAUUCGUAGUGCCUACCGCUUGCCUGGAGGGCUGUCAUCACGCUUAAUGUUCGAAAGCUAAAGGACUACAUUUUAAACACAUUUUUCUUAUUAUGUCUGUUCUUUUCCCGUGAGCGUGUGUCUGCGUAUGACUGUCGGCCGUAGUUCGCGGAUAUUGCAGAGCGAUCCCAAAGUGGUCAGACCAAGGGGAGUAAAACGUCAGCAUCACAAUGAAAGCUAUUAACCUGGACACCUACAGCCUGUCACUGCUCACGGCCAAAGAGGACAUUCUCAACCCCCGCUCGUCAACCAACUGGGCUCUGUUUAACUAUGAUGGGGCCACCAACAACCUCAAGCUCUCCGACUCUGGAGCGGGCGGCCUGUCGGAGUUGGCGGAGAAGUUUCACGAGAGCAGGCCCCUGUACGGGCUGUGCCGGAUGGCGCCGCUGGAGUCGGGGCAGCGGCGCAUCGUCUUGAUCGCCUGGGUGGGGGAAGGGGUGGGAGAACAGCGCAGAGAGGAGUGCAUCAGUCACAUCCCCGCCAUCAAGGCCUUCUUCAAGGAGGCCAAUGCUUUUAUCACCGCUAACUGCCUGGAUGAUGUGGCGGAGGAGAGAAUUAACAUCAUCAUUAGCAAGACGGGAGCCCCGCCAGAGAGAAUCAAGAGGAGCCCUCGGGCUGUGGAUAAGGAGGAGACUGUGGGAACGAACUACAGGAAGACAAACGCUGCCAUGGAGAUGCACAGAAUCAACAGAGAGUCCUUCUGGGCACGUGCAGAGCGCGAGGAAGAGGAGAGGAAAGAGGAAGAGCGUCGGCGGGCUGCGGAGGACAGGCGGAGGCUGGAGAAGGAGAGGGUUCUGCAGGAGCGCAGGGAGGCGGAGGAGAGGGACAGGAAGAUGGAGGAGAAACUGCAGAUGAUAGAGGAGCAGAGGAGACUGCAGGCCAAGCAGGAUGCUGAGAUGCGGAAGCAAGAGAAAUCCAAAUGGGAGCAGCAGCAGAGGGAGCACGAGGAAGACAUGAGAGCCCGUUUCAGACGCAGCGAGUCCAUCGAGAAAGCAGCAGAGGCAGCAGCGCUCGUGUCUCAGCGUUCCAUGAAUCCGCGAGAGUUCUUCAGACAGCUGUCCUCAUCAUCAAUGAGCUCCACCAGCCCAGGCUCUCCACGCACAGUCAAGCCCCCGUUCCGCCGCUACCAGCGCAGUUUGACGGACACGGCCUUCAUCUUUGGGAGGGCCGACACCCCGAGCUCCCCCCGCAGCCCCCCCUUGGGUUCCCCCUUCAGCCGCACCCCCACGUCCCCCUUCCCGAGACCCAUGUCCCCCAACAGCCCCGCGUUCUUCCCCUCCAACUCCACCCAGCGCUCCCCCCCAAGCUCGUCCCUGCCCAAACCCCCCCGUCCCACACCGGCCCAGCCUGACAGCCCGACUCGGCCUGCUGCUCCCUCUCAGCCCCUCCCCCUGUCCCCUGCUGCCCCGCCUACAGUGGCCCCCGCCUCUCCAGACCCCCGUGCCAGCCUGGACUCGCCCUCCCUGCGGGGGGCGCCCACUGCACCCCUCCCUGAUGCACCAGCGGUAUCGUCAUUGGAACGAAGUGACGUGUACGUGGCCACCCGCAUGCUGAGCGACCUGGAACCAGAGGCCGACCUGACGGUACAGGCCCUGCUGGUGGACACCAGUAUCGCCCCCGUUGCUGAGGAAGAGGAGGAGGAGGAGGAGGAAGAGGAGGCCAGACCCUCGGAGAGGAAGGCAACAGUGGAAGUCCUGCCAGACAAAGCGGAGGUGGAGACAUCUGCACUUGCCUCCCCUCUGCCAAACUCAGAGACCGAGCCUGUGGAGGGGACGGUCAAUGCUGUCCUCGUCAUGGCAACAGAGGCGCCCGACGAGGCCGAGCCUGGACAAGAGGAGGAGCCGACGGUGGAUGACGCGGAGGAGGCGGGAAGGCCUGGGUCUGAACCGGCCUUCUGUGCUCCAGCUGUGGCACCUGCCCUGGUGGAGCAAGCUGAAGAGGAGGAGGAGCCUGAAGCUGUCAGUCAUCCAGACCCAGAGCCUAUCAGAACAGAGGAGGCUACUGAUGCAGUGGACGCCAACCGACCCACGCCGCACGAGGAAGCCGUCCAUCCAGCCAAUGGGAUGAACGGUGGUGAGGAUAUCAUCGAGACCGCAGAACGGAACGGCACAGAACGGUCCGUUAGUCCCUCUGAAAAAGCCCUGUCGCCCCGUGUCCCGAGGCAUGAUGGGACGGGAGAUGACAUCAUCACCGAGAACACAGAGAAUGGGGAAGAGGUCUCUCUAGAUGGGCAGUUGUGUGUGCGGGCUCUCUAUGACUACCAAGCUGGGGACGAAUCAGAGCUCUCCCUGGAGCCUGGUGACAUCAUCAGCGACGUGGAGGCCGUGGACAAAGCCUGGUGGAGGGGCUGCAGCAAAGAUGGCCGCCAAGGGCUCUUCCCAGCGAAUUACGUGGAGACCAUCUAAGAGAGAGUAUCACGGGGCUCCUGCAAUGCUCUUACAGGCAGACAGACACACACACACACACACACACACACAACACAUACAUAAACACACACGCGAAUGCACACACAUACACAUGCACACACACACAUACUUUCUCUCUCUUCCUCAGGGACUAGGAACAGUGGUGAGACCAUACUAUAGACUGACCAACACUAAGGUGUUCUGCAUUCAAGAUUUCAGACCAGCCAUAACACCCACCAACCUACCAGAUCCCGUGUUAAAGAUGCACAUAUUUCAGGACACUAUGAAAAUGGUGUAGCUAUGGCAUCCAGAGGGGACUACGACAUUCCAGCGCUCUUCUGAUUGGUGCUGAACACACUCCUGGCCUCUAAGGGUCUAGCUUGUGGACUGGGUGAAGUAAUGGCAAAACAGCUCGCAUCAUCUGAGAUCACUUUUUGGGGUAUGACAUCAGAGCAAGGUCAUAAUUUUUCCUAUCCUCAUAUGAAGCCAAAAUUAUUCUAUUCUGAGAAUUAGGCUUUGCAGAGACGCAGCAACAGGCAUGCUGCUUCACAACAGUCCAGCAGACAGAGGCAUUUGACUGGUCACUCCCAGCCAAUGGGAUGAUGCCGUGGAACACUUUGAGUAAAACAGUGAUGACGUCGCUGCAGUUAUGCUGCAGUCUCUCUCCCUUUUCCUCCUGCAUCAAUGCAGAGAAAUGUAUCUGCAGUACAUGCAGAUGCCGCAUGCAGGAGGUCAGAGGUCACAACAAGCUCAGAUGCUGCUCAUCUGAUACAUGUCCACAGACAAUGAGUCUCGAAGAGGGGUUGGAUACCAUAUUAGUUAUCAUUUUGGUCAUGGUGAUAUUGUUCUUCCCUGGGCUAAUUUUAGUAUACCUUUUCUUUUUUAUUUGUUUAAGAUUGUUAUAAUGAAUUCCCUCUGUUCUGAAUAUGCUGUAGCUGUCUUUAUGCUGCCGUGGCUUGUCUUUCUAGUCUGUCUUCCUGUUCCAAUAAUUCUCCAUCAUUCUUGUUCGUGUGUCUAUUCUGAAAUGUGCACUAACAAGGUGAUCAGCUUAUUUCACAUGCAAGGAGGGCAGCUUGGGAAAUAUGACCGCCCCAAAGCCGAGAAGAAUAUCUAUCAAAAUAUGCAUGCAUUUGCCAUCAGCGUUUUGUUGGAUUACCUAUCUAGUUCAGUCUGUUAAAAUUGUUAUUUGGCUUGGUUGACAUGGUUAUUUGGCUUGGUUGACAUCCUUUUGAGAUGACAUCAUUAAUCAUAACUUGGCAUUGUAAGCUAUGAUCAGGUCUUUCUACUCAAUGUCUAAAUUUAGAAUGAUGUGCCUAUCUGAAGAAUGUGUGUUUGGUAGUUUGCGGUUCUCCAUGCACACGAUACAUAUUCUUGCUAUACAAACUUGGGCGUGUUUGUUUGGGCUAAUUUAUACAGUACUGUAAACUGUUUUGCUCUGCAGGAAAUUGUAUUACUUUUCAUUUGCUUGCUGCAUACUUAGCUAAUCUGUGUGUAUGUCACAUCUACAGAUGAAACGGUUUGUUCACUUUCUGAUUUCAGAUUCAUUUUAUUAUAAUAAUAAUACUAAUAAUACUACUAAUAAUAAUAAUAAUAAUAACUUUAUUUAUAUAGCACUUAUCAAUACAUAAGUGCAAAGUGUUGUACAAUAAAAAUUAAAAUUAAAAAAAGCAAUUAAAUACAUGAAUUAAUAGCAAGUCUCAAAUAAUGAGUGAUUUAAAUGAGGACACAGACUUCGCAAGUCUAAUCUCCUUAGGCUGGUCAUACCAAUAUCUAGAGGCCCUGGCAAAAAAGGCCCAGUCACCCAAGUCUUGCGCCGAGACAGUGGAACAGCCAGGAGAGCUCUACCUGAGGAUCUCGGACUGUGUUUAGGUGUGAAAGGGUCAGUACUGUAGCAGGACCACAGCAUCCUUUAAAAGUGAUCAAUAGAAUCUUUAAAUGAAUCCUGAAUUGUACAAAAACACGUUUUCGUAUCGUGGCAGGACUUCUUUCCUUCCUGCAAGCAGUGCAAGUGCUCUUCAGUCCCCUUUACUGCCCAGCCAUGACUUUCUUGAACACACGUUGUGCAGCCAUAAGAAACAGUUCCAACUGAAAUGCCACUGUACAAGCUGCUUGACUUGAAGUGUAUUUUCUCAUUUUAGACCACAAAUCCAUCAAUGCCCUGAUGCCCACGAUUGUAAAGUCAGCAGAUCACCAAAAACUAGUGAAAGUAUCUAAAAUAUGCUUGAUCACACACAAAAACCUUAAUAAAAUGUACAUAUAAACUGCAGUUAUAUCAACAAACUCCAGAAAGUGAACUAUCCUAUUAUCCUCUUGUUAUAUGUUGUCUUCUGUUGGCAACGUGUUAUAGUAAAGGCAUGUUUUAUGAAACACGGCUGUAAAUGUAAAGAGAUUUUUUGCAGUUCAAAUGUGGUAUUCAUCUGGGGAAUGCUGAUUCUGUUAGUAAUAAAUUAAAAAGCCUUCUUAUUGUAAUUACAAAGAGUAGCACCACACCGCCCCUGCAUAAAGAUUGAUGCAUUUUGUUUUUCAAGCAGAAAACUUUGGUAAUCCUUAACAUGUUUACAUUUCUUUAGAGAGGACAUUGAGAGAACUUCUUGAGAGAACACAUUACCUUAUUCUUCAUGAACUGAGGAUCGCAAACAGGAAACUUGUUUGAGGAAACUUGUUUUUAACGUGUUCAUAGUUCCAGUCAUUGUUUGAUAUUUUCUCAGCCGAGACCCGCCCUAGUUAGUUUGUAGCAGGAUUUUUUUUGUUGUUGUUGAAAUAUUUAAGUGAUUCCAAAAUUAAAGAAUACAUAAUUGACAUUGCCUUGGGGAGCUGCCUAAUUUCUUAGCUCUGUAGCCAUUGGAAGGAUUAGGGUACAUGCUCUGUCGGAGGGGGGGAGGGGGGGAGGGGGCAGUGCACUGAGAAGCACCGCUGCAGCAUGCAUCAUGGAUCCAAACGCCUUUUCUUCUUCCUUCACCAUAAAACCAAUAGUUUAUUGUCAACAACAGCCUCUGCCCUCAUGCCGUAUUGGUGUGUGUGUGUGCGUGUGUGUGCGUGCAUGAGUGUGUGCGUGCACGCGUGUGUGCGCGUGCGUGCGUAGGGAAUGCUGCGAAUCUUAGUAUCCUGAAAUUAAUUUGCUUCGCAUAAAACAACUACGCAAAUUAAUUUUAUCUCAGAAGUUGCCUGAAUGUGAAGACCGUUAUAGCCGUUAAUGCGAUGUGUGGGCAUGCAAAUCCCAGUAAGUGGCCUUUUAAGUGCUUUCUAGGUCAGUGUUCCCUCUCGUGAAAAAUGAAUUGCCUUUGCUCUGUGCGCGAGGGCUCCAGGCCCACCAGCUAGUGGAGUGAGCUGGUGGGAAGAGGUGAUAAAAUAUUAAUUCUUCAAGGAAUUUCAAGUGUUUUUAAAGAUAUUAGUCUAUGGUCGAAAUAAUGGUUUCAGUGCCUCAACAGUGAAAUAAUAAGUUUGCUAUAAAAGGAGCAAGGAUCACAGAACAUUAAAUAUUGAAAACACAGUUCCCUGAAUUCCAAACCAUCUUGUGAACCAAAACACGCUAACGUUUUGGAUAGUCAGUUUUUUUUAAUCAGAAAAAAAGAGACAGUGUAAAUCGAGCAUUAGAUAAAGCAGACUUUUAAAAAUGUAUGGAUGCAUUUUUCUAUUGCUUUUAUGAAUGAACAGUGACAAUGACAUGUGAUACAAGAAAUAUACUGUCCAUUUUGUAUAUUGACACACUUUAUGGUGAAAUGUGGGGCCCAAAUUAUUUUUAUUCCUAUAGAAAUAUAAAGUAUAUUUCAUUUAAUUGUGCUCUGGAUUAGGAGAUGUAGUGGAAUGGACUGCAAUACUAUUUUGAGGUCAAUCAGAUCUUGUUUGGGUGUGCUUUCCUCUUGACUGUUUCAUGUGUAUAAUGGUUUUUUAUUUCAAUUGUAUUUUUAAUUAAAAGAUCACCAGAUCACCUGGUUUUUCGCAGUCCCAAAUGCCAUAAAGUAAACCUUGUGUUUGGAAUUCUUCAUUCUAUCAUUCUUUGACAGUUUUAAAUGUAUUCAACACAUUUUUUGCAAACAUGAUGCAUUCAUAGUUAUAGUCUUUUUUUUUCUUCUUUUUUUUUGCGACUGACUUGUAAUUUAACAUUCCUGGCUAUUCCACUGAAUAAAAUGCACCUUAUGGCAUAUGAAAUGUAUUUAUGCUUUCACACUGCAUAGCCAUUUUGUAAAUUCUAUAUCCCUUUUCACUCGCCAUCUAUAAAAUUAAUCAGAUUUUUUUUUUUUGCUUUUUUAUCAGCCCUUCCUUUGAAAAUCUUUUAUUUCUUUUAGAAUGCAUAAAUAUGUGUAUGCAAUAUUUGGUUUUAUCGUGUGUGAGCUAUUUACUGCACUGAUUUGCCCUUGUCUCAUGAUGGAAACUGCAUGGACUUUCACUGCCCCUUGUUAUGUCAUUGGUUCCUAUCGUUUUCUGUCAUGCAAUCAUGUGGUAAAAUAAACGCAAACAACUCUGAA
Messenger RNA from Anguilla anguilla (European eel), 7166 nucleotides. RefSeq names its product drebrin-like protein. The record is from RefSeq and is a predicted model, not a curated record. The transcript is spliced from 16 exons. Gene Ontology annotation, molecular function: actin filament binding. Lineage: Eukaryota; Metazoa; Chordata; Actinopteri; Anguilliformes; Anguillidae. Bases 466 to 2700 code for a protein of 744 amino acids. Gene Ontology annotation, cellular component: site of polarized growth; postsynaptic density; lamellipodium. Gene Ontology annotation, biological process: regulation of actin filament polymerization; postsynaptic actin cytoskeleton organization; positive regulation of dendritic spine morphogenesis.